GAUGAAAAGUUUCCAGAUAUUAUGAAUCAUGUUGAAAACUGCUUAAAUUAAUUUAAAGUUCUUCUGUAACUAUAGCACCAUGGAGACAAACAGGGUGGAUUGAAAUUACAGAUAUCAUGAAAUGUGCUGAUGUUUUAUAUCACAUUAGGCCCGGUUAUUGUGGGAGAACGACACGUGUAAAUUUAGCUGUGAACGCUUAAGAUCCAGACGGUACUAAAUGGAGAGUGUAGUCUCUUCGUGGUGUUGAUGGUCGCAGCGUGAACCAACAACUGGCCACCAGAACAUUUUAUAUCUACGGGCCAAGCAACAGCAGCAACAGUUUAAAAACAAUUUCCUCAAUACGUCUAUCAGUUGCUCUUAAUGCUAAGUUAUCUCAAGAAAUAGGUUUUGAAAGGAUAUCGCCCCACUGCAGCUCAAAUUUGGAAAUUGAGCAAGAAAAUGGAUAACCAAAAAGUGAGGGACUAUGAAACCAUGACAUCUUUCCUUGGAUCCUGGGGUCCUUUUCAAAGAAGGAUUUUUUUAGCCCUUGCCAUCAGCAUUAUUCCAAAUGGAUUUGUUGGUGUGUACAUCGUCUUUGUUGGUGACACCCCUCCUCAUGAAUGCAACAUCCCUGAGAACGUGACCAUCAGUGAGAUGUGGAGAAAUGUAACAAUUCCGCUGGAAAAGGUUGAUGGUGUCGUAAAGCGCAGCUCUUGCUGGAGGCUUAACCUGGAAGCAGUAAGGAACUACUCUCAAAGGAACUUCAUCCCAAAUGUUGAUGUAAACGUAAGUGAAAUUCCCUGGGAGACGUGUCUGGAUGGAUGGACUUACAGCAAAACAAUCUAUCAGUCAACUAUUGUUACAGAGUGGGACUUGGUAUGUGAGAAUCGAUACAAAAAUCCACUGACUACAGCUAUUCAUUACAUUGGAGUGUUGUUAGGAGUACUGUUCUCAGGCCAUCUGUCUGACAGGUAUGUAUAUAUUGAACAUGUUGAUAUUUAUUCUACCAAUCACUUCAAUUCUUUGGUAGGAAAACAAGAACUUUGCUUAUUCAACAGAUUUGGAAGGAAGCUCCUCCUUUUUAUCAUGAUGGCUGUUCAAACUGUGGGGCUCACAGCACAGAUCUUCUCUCCAAGCUGGGAGGCCUUUCUUCUAAUCUACUUUAUUGUUGGUGCGGGAGAAUGCUCCAACUAUGUCAUUGCAUAUGUUUUGGGAGCCGAACUUCUAAGCUCUAAAACCAGAGUGGUUUUCAGCUCUCUUGGAGUAUUUAUGAGCUCAGCAUUGGGAUACAUGGCAAUGCCUGCUGCAGCCUUCUUUCUCCGUGAUUGGCGGAUGCUACUGAUUCCCAUGGCUGUCUCUGGCCUGAUCUACAUUCCGUUGUGGUGGUACAUCCCAGAGUCUCCUCGCUGGCUGCUGUCUCAAGGAAGAGUGUCUGAAGCUGAAGCUAUUCUUAAAGAUGCAGCAAAGCAGAAUAAAGUAGAGGCACCAGAAGCCAUAUUUACACAGUCAGAGGUGGGUAAAGUUUUGACAGUGCAAAACAAGAAGGUUGACAUUUUGGUUCUGCUGAAAAGCUGCAAUAUCUUCACUACAACAUUGAUUUGUUCAAGUCUGUGGAUGGUCAUCUCCAUGAACUACUAUUCUUUAACUCUCAACACUUCAAAUCUACAUGGUGACCCUUACCUGAACUGCUUCCUGUCUGCUGCCACAGAGAUUCCAGCAUACCUCAGUGCCUUGUUGCUGCUCCAUUACUGCUCCAGACGCCUCUGUCAGUUUUCAACUCUCUUACUUGGAGGCGUAAUGAUCAUUUGUGUUAACCUUAUUCCAAAAGAUUUACCCAGUGUGGCUGUUCUACUUGAGAUGAUAGGAAAAUUCGGAAUCACAUCAGCCUUCUGUGUUGUGUAUGCCUUUACGGCAGAGCUCUUCCCAACUGUAAUCAGGAAUACAGCCAUGGGAUGUUGCUCCACAGCUGCACGGAUCGGCACCAUCAUCUCCCCCUUUAUCAUUUAUUUGGGGAUAUACCACAAGGCCCUUCCAUACAUUGUGAUGGGCAUUAUUGCCAUUUCUUGUUCUGCGUUCUGCUUCAUGCUGCCUGAAACCCACAGGAAAGCUUUCCCAGAGACCUUAGCAGACAUGCAGCAGGUAUAUGGGAAUUGUGGAAAAAAGGAAGAGGAGGCAGAAAACGAAGAUAACACACAUCUUUAGUGUAUAAAUCUCUUGGUUGUUAUUGUUGGAUGGAUUAUAUGCAUUUGUUGGACUCGUCUUAAAUACUAGCUGAAAAUAACUGGUUAAAACUUAUAUUAGUUUUUAUCAUAAAUUUUUUAGGGGAAUUAACAUUACAAUAUUAUUAAUAGUAAUAUUAGAACCAGCAGUGUUGUUAUUAUCAUGAGAUGAUAUUAUUGUCAUCACUAUUUUUUUACAACUUUCUCAGGAUUUUAUGAAUAGACCAACAGCAAGUAGUUCUUAAUUGGAAAGGGAACUGAAAACCUGAAAUCUGUGUAUAUCAUUAGCAUCCAUACCCUUUACUUUGAGAACCCCUAAUUAAAAUACAAUGCAACCA
Molecule: messenger RNA, 2536 nt
Organism: Cyprinodon tularosa
Lineage: Eukaryota; Metazoa; Chordata; Actinopteri; Cyprinodontiformes; Cyprinodontidae
Product: solute carrier family 22 member 4-like
Exons: 11
Coding region: 439-2181 (580 amino acids)
Biological process (GO): transmembrane transport
Cellular component (GO): membrane
Molecular function (GO): transmembrane transporter activity
Source: RefSeq, a predicted model, not a curated record